UGUUUCGCUCGCAAAAAAACAGUUUAAUUGUUCGACUUUCAGUGAUCAACAUGCGUGUUUACUUUGUGGCUUUUGCAGUGGCUCUGCUGGGAGUGGUAGGUGCCAGUUCUCUGUCCAGGACCUAUUUGCCACCUCAAGUCCAGGUGCAGCAGCCCCAUGUGAUCUCUGCUCCGAGGGUUCAGCAGCAGAUCAUCCGCCGUCCGGUGGUGCAGCCACAAAACACCUAUCUGCCCCCAGCCCACAGGGUGGUGCCUCAAGCGAUUCAUCGUUCUGCCCCUCAACUGCAGACCAUUGCUCGUCCUGUUCCAGUUUCUGUGCCCCGUAACACCUACCUGCCGCCAUCUCAAGUGAUUUCUCGCCCAGUUCCACAAGUGAUCUCCGUGGCUGCCCCACGUAACACCUACCUGCCACCCCGCAACACCUAUCUGCCACCCCAGUAAGAUGAAUCAUCAACAUCAACCCAAUCGAAAGAAUAAAACCACAUCUCUGAGCAGCAAACAAGUCAACUGGUUUGUGGUUUAACCCACGCCGCCAACUAUAUUCUAAUGCUAAUUCUCCAGCUCAGCAAAGAAAUGCAAAAAUACAUUUAAUGUGUAUAUUUGCAUGUCUCGAUUCGAUAACACCAAUUUGCAUAUUCCCGAAUUAGUUAAAAACAAACAAUAAAGAAAGCUUAGAAAUAUAAA
This is a messenger RNA of Drosophila elegans, 683 nucleotides long. RefSeq names its product proline-rich extensin-like protein EPR1. The transcript is spliced from 2 exons. NCBI's taxonomy places the organism in Eukaryota, Metazoa, Arthropoda, Insecta, Diptera, Drosophilidae. Bases 51 to 440 code for a protein of 129 amino acids. The record is from RefSeq and is a predicted model, not a curated record.